AUGUUAGAGAAAUAUUUGCAAUUUUUGGGACAAGAUCCACGACAGAGGGAUAAAUUCAGAAAUAUUAUUGUAACCGUAAUGGUGACAAGUAUUACAGGCAUUGUUGUUCCAACGUCAUUAGAAUUAUAUACGUCGUUAUGUGACAAGGAUAUGAAUGCAGUGAUCGAAUGCAUGCCACAUUUAAUCGCAGCUGCGACUAGUGUCGUUAAAAUAUUGAAUGUCCAUUUCAAAAGAGAAAAUGUACGUGAAUAUUGUUUGUACGAUAAAAAUUUUUCGACGAAAGCGUGUUGCAAAGUUGUGAAGAUCAACGCUAUGUUACAGUUUAAGAAAUUAUUUGAUUUCAUGACGGAACAAUGGGAAGAAUUGAAAUUAACCGAUGAUUUACACGUUCUGGAAGAAGUCACCAUGCAAGGCAGCAAAAUGGCACAACUAUAUCGAAAUACUUUAUUGAUCUUUAUGGUACUGUUCUUAUUUGUCCCAUUAUUGUUUCCUAUUUUGGACGUAGUCCUUCCACUAAACGAAACUCGACCGCGACAACAAUUGUUUAGAGUUAAUUACAUGCUUUUCGACCAUGAAGAGUACUUCUUUUACGUAUAUUUACAGUUAGCAUGGGGAUCGGUUGUUGUUGUGAUGAUAAUAGUUACCGUAGACUCACUGUAUCAAGUCCAAAAAGCAACUAGUAGUCCGAUUAUAUUCACCAGAGAACCUGUGCCAGAGAAUUACACGUACGAACAGAUCAAACAUUGCGUCAUCACACACGAUAAAGCGAUCGAACAGUCGCUAACUUAGACAGGCCGGCAGAAGCGAUUAGAACUGGUAUAUUCCUUGGCGCUGAACAAUUUCAUUUGUUUGUGAUCAGUCUACCUGGACAGGUACUUCUGGAUCAUUGUUCCGAUUUAGCAAAUAAUAUAUAUAAAUCCACGUGGUAUAAAAUACCAGUGAGAAUUCAAAAAAUGCUUUUUACGAUGCAAAUAAGGAGUAAGAAGCUGUGCACAUUAACAGCAGGUGGAUUGUACGAAAUGAAUAUAGAAAACUUCGGAAUA
Molecule: messenger RNA, 1043 nt
Organism: Heterotrigona itama
Lineage: Eukaryota; Metazoa; Arthropoda; Insecta; Hymenoptera; Apidae
Source: the annotation of a GenBank genome assembly